AUGAAACAUUACAUACGUAUAAAAUACAUAUAUGAAUAUGUAUCAUCUGGGAUUAAGUAUACCUGUAUGGUAUACUUUUAUCUACUGUAUGGUAUAUUUCAAGUUAGAGAAAAUACUUUUAUCUACAGAGUACAAAUCUUGUUUAUCGCGUCUUACAUGCUAUAUAAGACAUUUUCUUUCAAAUAAAUAGGUAUCGCAAAAACCCCGGAAAAACUUCUUGAUAGCGUCGUGUACCAUGAACAUAGUCACAUCUCGGACCUAUCAUUCUCGGAACUCGUCUUUAUGUACUUGGCGUCGCGACGCUGUCGUAUCGCUUGAUUCCUCUUAAAUAAAUGAGUAUUCUUCUUGUUUCAAAAAAACAGAAAAUUUAGAACAAUAUUUAGUAAAUAUCCGAUUAAUAGUUUAUUUUAAUAAGUGGAACACUUUUUCGGUAAAAGUUCUCGUUUACAAUACGGGAUUACAGGAAAUUGCAUCUUGCAAAUAGAAUUCCUCUUUUUGGAUGUUAGAAUAUUUUCUUUUUAGUUUUAGAAGAGAAUUUUUUUUAGACUAAUAUACAGGAUGUCUGACAAUUCAUGGCACACCCGUUACAGCUCAACAAGUUAAACAUAAAAUUCUUUUGCUAUUUCGCAAACAUGUUUCACAUGUAUACGAUAAUAUCCUAAUCUUUUUUAAUUAAUAACUAAAAUUAAUAACUAAAAUUAAUAACUAAAAUUAUAAUAACAACCAAACUUUAAUUAAUAACUAAAAAUCUACGUAGUUAUUUGCAAAAUGUUAGAUGACUUUUAUUAUUCCGUUUGAUCUAAUACAUAAGUACAUAACGGUAAACGUCAUCACAGUUCAUCUACCGUGUCGCGCGUGAUCCUUCAUUAAUUUUCUUUAAUUAAUAACUUUAAAUUUUACGUGGUUAGUUGUGAAAUGAGUUCUACUCACACAUAAACAACAAGUGUGUCAUGAAUUAUCAGACACUCUAUAUAAGAGAACUCUACGAAGAGAUUAUACAUUUUUUAAGUGUACAACCACGCAUACUAAAGAACAAGGAAAAUAAUUGUUCCCUCUCUGUGCCUGUACUAUUACAAUGACCUUGAUCUAUCAGAUCCUUUAUAUCUCUACGAUAGAAAUCCACCGUCUCUCUUUAUUGCGCGAGGUAAAAGAAAGGGAAACAUGUGCGUAAAGAGGAGGGAGACGAAAAAGGGACGCGACGGUCAAUGACGACGGCCGCGGUACAGUCGCGGCCUUUAACUCAGUUGGUCUCGAGCUGUCGAACGGAGUGCAUUACGAAAAGAGGUGUCGUUAGACAGCCGUUGCACGCUUCCCCACCUAUCCGCCAAUCCUGUCGUAGACUUUCUUAUCAGGGCAUAAAUACACUGCGACGCCUAAAAACUGCCAAGCGACGACUGCGCUCGGGAGUGUGCCGCGACACGCGCAGCCGUGCGGAUUUACGUUGCAAAUCGUCAUUGUCAUACUCGUGCACAUAAUUUUCUCUUUCCCGUGCAGUUCUCGCGUUCCGUACGAAGAGUUCGAAAUGCGCUUCGUUGCACCACGAAGUUAAGUUAGGUGCUCGGAUAAGUUAUCCUUGUCUUUCCUCGGAAAGGAAGUGCCAAUUAACGUGCAAAAAGAAAUAACGGUGUGCGUGUCACGGACUAUGUAGAAACCCGAUGCCCUUUCCUCUGGUUUCUACUUCUAUUUCCGUUUAGUGAAGAGAGGGGUUGAAAGGUAUCGUUGGACAGGAAUUCCCACGUGUUAGUCCCGUGUGUUAACCGAUCACGUCGAUCCCUGAAACGAAACGAAACGGGAUCUGAGAUUGUCGGCUAGAAUUCGAAUAAAAGCGCGAUCCCAGUGAAAUCAAGAAAAUGAAGCUCGAGGGAAAUUGCUCGACGGACAACGACGAUAGCACCAAUGGGAUCUUAUUGCAACCCAGGAAGAGCUCGGUGCGAUUGCAGAUCGUCCCGGCGCAGCCCAAGACGAUCACGCGUCUGCCGAAAAGGCCACCGGUCGACAUGGCGUUCAGCGACCUUACAUACAAAGUGCGAGAAGGCCGCAAAAACAAUGUGAAGACAAUCCUCAAAUCCGUCAGCGGCAGACUGAGAUCCAGCGAGUUGACGGCUAUUAUGGGCCCUUCUGGCGCGGGAAAGUCCACAUUGCUGAACAUCCUCACCGGAUACAAGACGUCAGGAAUGGAAGGCAUAAUCACGAUAAAUGACCACGAAAGAGACCUUAGUGCCUUCAGGAAGCUUUCCUGCUACAUCAUGCAGGAUAAUCAACUUCAUGCGAAUCUAACGGUGACAGAAGCUAUGAAGGUUGCAGCGAAUCUUAAGCUUGGUUCACACGUCAAUAAAGUGGAGAAAGAAGAAGUGAUUCAAGAAAUCCUUGAGACUCUCGGUCUGUCUGAGCACCGCUAUACAAUGACCUCGAACCUGAGUGGUGGUCAAAAGAAGAGGCUCUCCAUCGCUCUUGAGUUAGUCAACAACCCCCCUAUAAUGUUUUUCGACGAGCCGACUAGCGGCCUGGACUCCUCAUCUUGCUUCCAAUGUAUCUCGUUAUUGAAGACUCUUGCACGUGGUGGCAGAACAAUAGUCUGUACUAUUCACCAGCCGAGCGCGAGGCUUUUCGAGAUGUUCGAUUCUCUAUACACUUUAGCUGAAGGUCAAUGCGUCUACCAGGGCGUUACAUCGCAACUGGUGCCGUUCUUAAGGACAAUUGGUCUUAAUUGCCCAAGUUAUCAUAACCCGGCGUCGUUUAUCAUUGAAGUAUCAUGCGGCGAGUACGGCGACAACAUCAAGAAUUUGGUAAAUUCUAUAAACAAUGGCAAAUAUAAUAUUCGCGAGGGACAGUCGUUUCCUGAACUGAAGGAUGGAUUGAACAAUUCCACCGCUGCAACCGGUAUCCUAAAAAGCACAGACGGUAUAGAGAAGGCGAAGAUGAAAGAUAAGAACGACGUGAGUAAUCUAGAAGACAAGUAUCCGGAGAACAAGCCGACCGAUAUUAGCAAUGGGAAACUCAUAUCCGACUAUGCCACAAAUGACAUCGCUAAACAAGGUAUGAUGGACGUUGCGAUACCCGUUGACACGGAUAAGAAGGACAACGUCAACGUGGCACUGCUCGAGGAUUCUAUCGCAGUGGCGCCAGAGAGGUAUCCUACAUCCGAAUGGAUGCAAUUCUACAUCAUCCUGAGACGUGCUUUCCUCUUCAGUCGUAGAGAUUGGACUCUUAUGUGGCUACGGUUCUUCGCUCACCUUUUAGUAGCAUUUUUGAUCAGCGCAUUAUACUAUGACAUCGGAAACGAUGGCGCCAAAGUACUUAGUAAUCUGGGAUUCCUAUUCUUCAACAUGCUGUUUCUUAUGUAUACUUCCAUGACAAUCACUAUUUUAUCCUUCCCACUGGAACUGCCUGUACUCUUGAAGGAGAACUUCAACAGAUGGUACUCUUUGAAGUCGUAUUACCUCGCAAUAACCAUUUCAGACAUACCAUUCCAGACGAUAUUUUGUCUCAUAUAUCUUUCCAUCGUGUACUUCCUCACUAGUCAACCGGCAGACCUUACACGAUUCUCCAUGUUCUUGGCCAUAUGUCUACUAAUCUCUUUCGUCGCGCAAUCAGUCGGCCUCGUCGUCGGUGCCGCGAUGAACGUGCAGAACGGCGUGUUCCUGGCGCCGGUGAUGUCGGUGCCGUUCCUCCUCUUCUCAGGGUUCUUCGUCAGCUUUGACGCGAUUCCGGUCUAUCUACGAUGGAUUACUUAUGUCAGCUACAUCAGAUAUGGUUUCGAAGGAACCGCUUUGACCGUUUACGGCUUCGGUCGGCAGAAAUUGAAAUGUUCCCAGGUGUACUGCCACUUUAAAGAUCCGCAAACGACGUUGGAGGAGCUUGACAUGCUCAACGCUGACUUCACUCUCGACAUUCUCGCCCUCCUGUUGAUAUUCGUCGUGCUACGAAUCGCUGCGUAUCUCUUCCUCCGUUGGAAAAUCAAGAACGCCCGAUAGAUCGUCUAGUGGAGUGUUUUUUAAGUGCGAUGAGAAGGUUGCGUAUGAAUGUGGUAUUAUGGUGUUGCGUUCUCGAUAGAAAUAGUUACGAUAUUAGCAACGACGGACACGUAUGCAUGUAUAAUCGGUAAUCUCGAUAUGAUAGUUAUACAACGACGGGGAUUCGAGUUACAGCGUAUCGCAGCGGCAACAGAACAAAAGCUAUUUGUGCAAACAGUGGAUUUUCGUGGCAUUUCUUGGCGAGCACCCUCGCGAAAGAUUAAAUAUUUUCUGUCGAAGGGGUACUGUACGUCUCGAAUGUACCACAAAGUAUGAUUUAUUCUCCUUCGUGCUUAGGGUUGCUGAGUUUAGUUGGUAGGAAUAACACUAAUGUAACUUAUUUAUCUUUAGUUUAGUAAUACAUACACAACGUACAUACACAUAUACACAUACUACAUACACACAUCUACACACGACGACGGCUGGUAGUUACGAUUGUAACAUCCGCGUAAUUUACGAAUCCGUCGUAAUCCGUUACGAAGGAACGUUAUUUGUUCAGGGUAUUUUUCUUUAUAUUCUGUAUAUUUUCUUUCCUAUUAUACGUCAGUAAUACUUUCGUCAGAAUGCAACCAAAUACGCGCGUCUAUCUUGGAUCUAUCGUUGACUAAGUCGGAGCGUACAUCAUGCGACACAAUUAUCGCACAACGUAAGAGUGAAGCGAAAGCAUCGAUCGUGAUCUUUGGAAGGCUGGAGGACUUUCACCGAUCACUCUCGAUCAUAUCUACUUUUGUGGAUGAAUACGAGUUUUUAAUUGAUGAUGUGUUUCACGAGUGACCACUUUAUUUUAUCCACCAAUGGCUGUGAGCUUAAUGAUGCAAAAAAAAAAAACAAAAGAUUAGAUAAAACAAAUGCGAAUGCUUGUGCGCUUCAGAUAUGUUUGAAGUCCAGAUUUGCGAGCGCACGAGUCUAUCUUGCCAGAUUAAUUAUACAUGGAAGACCAAUGUUGCUAACACAUUUUACAAAGUAGGGCGGUCCUGAUACAUAAUGUCGAGACGAGCGUUUGUGCGCUCUCGUAAGAGCUUACGACUAUCACGAAUAUUAUGGGUGAAUUACUACUGCGUGCGUUAUCGUGUAAUUGUAUCAUAUUUUUAAUGUGCGUGAAUCGAUGUGAACAUUGUAUUUCCUCAAGUAGAAGGAUCAAAUGGAUCAUCUUAAUAGACGUGUAUUUUUCCAAGAAAAAACGCGUUACUUUCGUAAAUGAUCAUUUUUCGUAACGACGAUUUUUCAUAUAUGCAGAAAAUAAGAGUGCCGUUCGAAUCAAGCGUAAACUUCCAAUCUUUAAUAAUGAGUGAUCUUUAAUAAUGAGAGUUUAAUAAUUAAUUUUUUUAAUAAUGAGUCGUUACACCUCAGAGAGUACAGAACUUUUGAAAAUAUGUGCAACUGGAAAAUGGCACUUUAAUAUGAAUUUCACGAUCGUUCUCACGAUUCACCAAAGUUGAUCGGUUUUAAAUCAUAACGUUGCUCAUGUAUAUUUUUCUUAAUGACACUCGACGAAUUUUUACUACAAAUAUAAUUUUGUACUAAUAUAAUUUUGGCGUUCAAAAGAACGACAACAAUUACGACGGGUAAGUUCCACUUGGCGAUCACGUCGACGCGUAUUAUGUUUCUGCUUAAUAUCUAAUGAGAGACUCGCGCUCGAUGCGAUCGCCAAUAGCCGAUACAACUUACUCUCUGUCAUAUAUGUAUGUAAUAACUUAAAUAAAACGAACAGUGAAGAAUAAGUCAAAUGCAUAAUCGGCUACUAAUAGGCAUACUUUUGUAAAAUAUGAAAUUGCAUCGAGAUGUAUAUACCUGUACUAGUUUGACAUAAUCGUUGCUACAAUUUAUACUGCAUGUAUGAUACGAAUAAAAUAUGCUUUUCGUAAUACGUCUAA
Odontomachus brunneus is the source of this 5887-nucleotide messenger RNA. RefSeq names its product ATP-binding cassette sub-family G member 1. Gene Ontology annotation, molecular function: ATP binding; ATP hydrolysis activity; ABC-type transporter activity. Gene Ontology annotation, cellular component: plasma membrane. The coding region runs from base 1851 to 3974 and encodes 707 amino acids. NCBI's taxonomy places the organism in Eukaryota, Metazoa, Arthropoda, Insecta, Hymenoptera, Formicidae. The record is from RefSeq and is a predicted model, not a curated record. The transcript is spliced from 12 exons.